AUGGCGGAAAUUGAAGCCUUUACAGUCUUGUUCCCCGAGCAGCGCAUUAGCCAACUGAAACAACGCCUACAACAAGCAUUGUUUCCAGAUGAGCUUCCUGACAGUGGUUGGGACAUGGGUGCUCCGUUGAGCGAUGUAGAACGCAUAGCAAAGCACUGGGCCAGCAAAUUCGACUUUCAGCAAGCAGCAGCACAACUGAAUGAACUACCACAAUUCAAAACCAAGAUAGACUGCGAAGGCUUUGACCCACUCUCCAUACACUUUGUACACCUUCGUAGCGACAACCCUAAUGCGAUACCCUUAUUCUUCAGCCACGGCUGGCCAGGCAGUUUCUUCGAAGUCUACAAGAUAGCAAGACAGCUCACUCGAAGUGAUAAUGGUGGGCCAUGUUUCCACGUUGUUGCACCUUCUCUGCCCAACUUCGGCUUUUCUGACGGGGUGAAGAAACGAGGCUUUGCAAUCGAGCAGUAUGCUACAGUGUGCAACCAACUCAUGCUCAAGCUCGGAUAUGAAAGAUACGUUACUCAGGGCGGCGACUGGGGUGAGCCACCAGCAUCGCUCAAGUUUACACAACCAGGCUCACGCUUUCCCCUUCCUGACGGAGCAACCCCUCGCGAACUUCAGGGUGCUCAACGAACCGCCUGGUUCCUCGACGAAGGUUAUGGAUACAACCUCCUUCAAUCGACCAAACCUCAGACUCUGGCCUACGCCCUGGCCGAUUCUCCGCUUGCUCUACUAGCUUGGAUCUCCGAGAAGCUGCAUGACUGGACGGACAACUACCCUUGGACAGACGACGAGAUAUGCCUCUGGGUGAGCAUCUAUUAUUUUUCCACUGCAGGUCCUGCCGCUGCUACUCGGAUCUACUACGAGAUGGCCCACGACAGGAACGGGAAAUACGUUCCUAAGGACAGUAUGGGCAAAGGAUUCGAAGGUGGAGUUCCAGGUACACGGAAAAUCACAGGUGCGUACUUAAAGAAAGAUCACGGUACAGGUGUCAAGAUUGGUAUGAGCCAUUUUCCGAUGGACAUUCAGGUAUUGCCGAGUUUGUACACAAACACGCUUGGGAACGUGGUAUAUGAGAAAGAGCACGAACGUGGUGGACAUUUUGCUGCGCAUGAGUGUCCAGACGAGUUGGUGAGCGAUCUGAGGGAGAUGUUUGGUGCAUUGGACCUUCGUUUUGCCUAG
Messenger RNA from Lithohypha guttulata, 1185 nucleotides. RefSeq lists its product as uncharacterized. NCBI's taxonomy places the organism in Eukaryota, Fungi, Ascomycota, Eurotiomycetes, Chaetothyriales, Trichomeriaceae. The coding region runs from base 1 to 1185 and encodes 394 amino acids. The record is from RefSeq and is a predicted model, not a curated record. The transcript has 2 exons. Gene Ontology annotation, biological process: epoxide metabolic process. Gene Ontology annotation, molecular function: epoxide hydrolase activity.